This is a messenger RNA of Sphaeroforma arctica JP610, 336 nucleotides long. RefSeq lists its product as hypothetical. The annotation marks the transcript as partial. The transcript is spliced from 2 exons. Lineage: Eukaryota; Ichthyosporea; Ichthyophonida. The record is from RefSeq and is a predicted model, not a curated record.
AUGGCACUUCUGAAUAUAUCCGAUCAUUAUCAUAUCUUCAAGGUGGAAAAUGAAGAGCUCAUUCGCUUUGGUCACCCGGAAGACAUUUGGUUCCACGUCGACAAGCUAUCAUCUGCCCACGUGUACAUUCGCCUGGCAGAGGGGCAGAAGCCUGCUGACGUUCCUGCCGCGCUCGUAGAAGACUGUGGACAACUUGUAAAAGCAAACAGUAUAAAGGGGUGUAAAUUGGCCGAAUGUGACGUGGUGUAUACCCCAUGGUCCAAUCUCUUAAAAACGGGGGACAUGGCGGUCGGGCAGGUCAGCUUUCACAACGAUAAGUUAGUAACACGAGUAAAG